AUGGCUCAUUCGGAUCAGAUCUUAGCACUAAAGAGAAAGCGUACGUCAAUAAAGGCUGCGUGUACCCGAAUAAAAACAUACGCGGAUUCGGUGACUCAAUUGACGCCGGAAACGGUAGCAAAUUUAGAGGAAAGAAAAGAUAAAUUAGCUAGCUAUUGGAAGGAGUAUGACUGGCAAUCUGAGAUAGAGGCGAUCUGCGACGGUGAGGGAGGAGAUCGCGAGGCGUUUGAAGAAAUGUUUUUCGGAUUGACGGCAGCGUUGCGCUGCAAGAUUGCGGGAUAUAAUCGCGUGCCUUCCAAUAGCCGCUCCGCAGUGUCUACCCCGGUAUCCGUCGGCGAGUCGGGCACCUCUGCAUGCGGAGUGCGAUUACCGAAAUUAUAUCUACCAAAAUUCGCGGGAAAAUACGAGGAUUGGUUUCCUUUUUAUGAAAUGUUUAACUCCAUAAUAAAUGAUAAUCCGUCCUUGAGCGGCUUCCAAAAAUUUCAAUAUUUGAGAGCAUCUAUGACAGGCGAGGCAGCAAUUAUAAUUCAAUCGCUGGAAUUGACUGAUUCAAAUUAUCAAGUAGCUUGGGAUUUAUUAAAACAGAGAUAUGAUAACAAACGCGCUAUAGUGCAUACGCAUCUACGCGCUCUGUUCGAGCUGCCAAAUAUCGCGAAAGAAAAUGCUGUUGAGCUGCUUUCGUCUAAAUUCGAUCCGAUUACUGCUAGAGAGUGGCAGGUGUCGUUGACCGGGACAGAAUUACUCGCGUUCAAGCAACUCUCAGAAUUUUUGGAGCACAGAUGCAAUUUGCUAGAAUCGUUGAAUCGCGGAAAUUUACAAACUCAGCCCGCCGGAAAGCGUUUGGCAGCUCACGUCGCGACUGCCUCUUUGUCGUGUGGAUAUUGCCAGGGAAAACAUCUCAUUUAUUAUUGUCGUGAGUUUAUUAAACUGCCGGUCGCUCGACGAAUCGCGGAAAUACGGAAGCGCAAGCUAUGCGCAAAUUGUCUUCGCGGGGGCAAUCAUUAUGCCGCAAAAUGUAAAAUGGGCGCGUGUAAAACAUGCGGAGCCAAACAUAAUUCGAUGCUUUAUCUUCAGGCGGAUUCGGGCGACAUUACUGAAAAGGGAAAGGCCGAAGGUGAGCCGUCUCCGGAGACGAUAAAAGAAAAAAUAGUUAUGACUCAGGUGUCCUCCGCGUGGAACGCGCAUGUAUUGCUUUCAACGGCAAUUGUGUAUAUAAUAGAUGCUACUGGAACGAGACAAUCAUGUCGAGUUUUGCUAGACAGCGGCUCGCAAGCGAAUUUUAUAACGCGAAAUUGUGUCGAGAGAUUAAACUUAAGGCCAUCGACGGGCAGUGUUAGAAUCACCGGAAUAAAUGGCAUGACAAGCGACGCCAACGAGAUCGUGAAAGUAAAAUUACAUUCUCGUUUGAGCGGCUUCUGCGCGAGUUUGGAGUGCGUUUUGACGAACCGCAUAACCGAUCGGAUACCUACGGCACCUAUUAAUCGAGAAAGGAUACAAAUACCUAAUGGGAUUAAAUUAGCUGAUCCGGAAUUUCAUAAAUGCUCCGAUAUCGAUAUAUUGAUAGGCACCGAUAUAUUUUGGCAGCUGCUUUGUGUGGGGAGAUUGAAGUGUUCCCGAUCGCAUCCCACGCUACAAAAAACGCUUUUCGGAUGGAUUGUCGCCGGCCGUGUGGAGGUCACCGCUCGUGACGCCCGUGGGCGCGAAGUGAGAGCGUUUCACAUUUCGGUGGCGGAUGCCGCCUUGCAAAAUCAAUUAGCCAAAUUCUGGCAGAUCGAGGAAGAUUUUCGGCCGUCGGAUUCGUACACUAGCGCGCAGCGUUUUUGCGAGAGACACUUCCUCGAUAAUACUAAGAGAAAUGAAGAGGGUCGAAUAAUAGUCACGCUUCCGAUUAUUAAACAGAAAUUAGAGAAUCUCGGGGAAACGCGAGACAUAGCAAUGCGGCGUUUUUGCGGGCUGGAAAGACGGCUGAAUCGCGAUCCGGGAUUAAAAUCGCAAUACGCGGCAUUUAUGCGCGAGUACUUGGCCCUUGGGCAUAUGAAAUUAGUAAGGGAGGAAAAUGACAAAAACAAGGGAUUGCCGACGUACUAUUUGCCGCAUCAUUGUAUAUUAAAGACGUCAAAUAAAACGACUAAAAUCAGGGUGGUUUUCGAUGCUUCAUGCAAAAGUUCGACAGGGGUUUCUUUGAACGACGCUCUUAUGAUCGGGCCGACGGUGCAGCAGGAUUUAUUUUCCAUUGUAUCGAGGUUUCGAAUUUUUCGAUUCGUAUUCUCCGCAGACAUCGCCAAGAUGUACCGGCAGAUAUUGGUCGAUCCGCAGCAGACGCGACUGCAGCGUGUUCUGUGGCGAGAUGAGGCCACCGCGAGCGUGCAAACAUACGAAUUAAUAACGUUGACAUACGGUACAGCGACCGCGUCAUAUUUAGCUACUAGAGCGCUGCAAUUUUUGGCCGAGAUGUACGCGGAGAAAUUUCCCGCGGGAUCCCGGCGAGUAAAACGCGAUUUUUACGUUGAUGACCUGCUAACGGGAGCGGACACAAUCGAGGAAGCAUUAGCGUUGAAAAACCAGAUCGUAAAGAUUCUGAACCGCGGCGGAUUUCAACUGAGCAAGUGGCAUUCAAACGAAUCAGUAUUGAUAAAUGAUAUGUAUGAUAAACAUAACGCCGAGGUUCAAAUUGAUAGAGACGCGACGUCGCGCAUCCUCGGAAUUCUUUGGAAUCCGUCGAUGGAUGUAUUUCGGUUCGCGAUUGAAUUGCCGACUGACUCACACAAGAUAACGAAGCGCGUAAUAUUGUCGGAGAUAUCAAGAUUAUUUGACCCGUUGGGAUUAAUCGGUCCGGUUAUUAUCAUACCAAAAAUGCUGUUACAGGAGAUUUGGCAAUUAAAAAUACAGUGGGAUAAAUCGAUUCCACUGGAUAUGCAUGCAAGGUGGUCCGCGUUUAAGAGACAAUUAAGAGAAUUAAAUGAUUUAAGCGUCCCGAGGUUUAUAGGGAGAAAUCAAGAGGGAACUCGCGUUCAGAUACACGGGUUUUGUGACGCCAGCCAGCGGGCGUAUGGCGCGUGUUUGUAUAUUCGAAGACAAGUAGAUGGGAACGAAGUGCAGAUUGAUCUGUUGUGCUCUAAAACAAGAGUAGCCCCACUCAGAGCGAUUUCGAUUCCGCGACUCGAGCUUUGCGCGGCAUUAUUGCUGGCACAAUUGUUGGACAAAGUGCGUUUAUCUAUUGACAUAAAGGACGUGCGGUAUACUUUGUGGUCGGAUUCCACGAUCGCGCUGAGAUGGAUUUCGUCGUGCUCGAGAAAAUGGUCGGUUUUUGUGUCAAAUCGCGUCGGAGAAAUACAGCGGUUAACUUCCGGUUUGGAUUGGCGGCACGUGCCGACAACCGAAAAUCCUGCGGAUUUGCUAUCUCGGGGCGUCCACCCGCAUGACAUCGGGAAUGCCGCGCUAUGGUGGCGAGGUCCCGCGUUCUUAAAGAGCAGCGAGGAGUCGUGGCCAAGCGUUGGCGAAUAUGUCCUGGAGUCCGAGAUGCCGGAGAGGCGGCGGAUAGUUGCUGCUGUCGCUGGCGUGGUGGCACCAAGCCCCUUUUCGGAGCUUAUAGCGAUUUAUUGGACCGCGUCUGCGAUCCGAGGGAGACGUGGGCGUUCACGUCUCGCACGUGGAAAUCUCGGCCGCAUUGGAAAACAUUUGCAAGCUGGUGCAAGGGGAAGUUUUUUAAACGAGUUCGAGCAAUUAAAGAAGGGAAAUGCUCUCACUUCCGCUAGCUCAUUAAAAUCAUUAUCGCCGUUCUUGGAUAAACAGGGUCUGAUUCGCGUCGGUGGGAGGCUCGAAAAAUCACAAUUAAGAUGCAGGCCGGCGAUAUCGGAAGCGAAAAUGGGGGUGUUACCUGCGCCCCGUGUGACACCUUCGCGGCCGUUCUCUAAUUGCGGCAUCGAUUACGCGGGGCCUCUCAUUAUAAGAGAAGGCAAGCGGCGAAAUGCUCGAAAUAGUAAGGCUUAUCGUGUUGCGGGCGACUCACACCUGACUUUCGAGGAGUUGCAGACAACGUUGUGCGAAAUAGAGGCUGUAUUAAAUUCGCGUCCGUUGACGCCGCUGAGUUCUGAUCCUAAUGAUUUAGCCUAUCUUACGCCGGGACAUUUUCUGGUUGGCGAGGUAUUGAGUGAUUUUCCAUGCCACGACCUUACUGAUUUAAUUAUUAAGGAAGGUCGAUUGAUACGAUUGCAGAGAGUCGAGCAGCUCCGCCAGCAUUUUUGGAGUCGUUGGAGCCGCGAAUACUUAAAUCAAUUGCAGCAGCGGCAGAAAUGGAUUAGCAACAAGGGAGAGCAGAUGGGCGUUGGCAAGAUGGUGCUAGUCAUGCAACCGGGCCUUCCGCCUCUGCAGUGGGCGCUUGGCCGCGUAAAGGAAAUUCAUCCUGGAACUGAUGGCAUCGCCCGUACAGCCACAAUAAUCACGGCCAAGGGAUCAUUUGUCAGGCCUCUUUCAAAAUUAUCAAUUUUGCCUCUAGAAGAUUAG
Nylanderia fulva is the source of this 4503-nucleotide messenger RNA. Lineage: Eukaryota; Metazoa; Arthropoda; Insecta; Hymenoptera; Formicidae. The record is from RefSeq and is a predicted model, not a curated record.